Molecule: messenger RNA, 868 nt
Organism: Stylophora pistillata
Lineage: Eukaryota; Metazoa; Cnidaria; Anthozoa; Scleractinia; Pocilloporidae
Product: serum amyloid P-component
Source: RefSeq, a predicted model, not a curated record
AUGACCCAAGUAAUAGGAUUUAAAUAUUACGAGGACUAUGUAAGUAUGACUAUGUAUCAUAUGCGUAAAUAUGACAAGGUAUUUGUGUUUACAGCAAGCCUAUAUCUUGGACGCGAACACACCAAUUUGACAGACUUCCAACUUACUUUUCCAAGCAAGGCCGUCACAAAUUACGUAAGCCUGGAUAUUCAAAGCUGUGCAGCACCGCUGACCGCCUUCACCGUGUGCUUGUGGUCAAAAAGCGCUAACAUUUCGGAUGGUGGAUGCCUUUUCAGCUACUCAGUGCCUGAAGUAGCCAACGAGAUUUUAAUUUGCGACUAUAUUGAAAGUUUCAUGUUUCUCAUUAAAAACGAUAGAAGAGAUAUAGAUGUGCCUCAUGGUGCAGACGUACUCCUACACAUAUGCACCUCUUGGGAGAACGCUGCUGGAUCGUGGAAAUUUUAUGUGAACGGCUCACUUCUGCAAAGUGGCGACGAUUUUCUGAUAGAUGAAGUGAUCCCGACUAAUGGUAUUGUUAUUCUGGGUCAAGAUCAAGAUGAUUAUGGUGGUGGAUUUGAGCAGGAUCAAAGCUUCCUCGGCCAAAUAUACGGGGUGAAUAUGUGGAAUAGAGAUCUGACGGAUGACGAAAUUUAUAGAUUGUCGAAAAAUUGUUCCCAUGGAGUCGGCCAUUUCAUGAGCUGGAGCGAUUUCUCAUCAGGUUUAAACGGAAAUGUGAGCCUUACAUCUCCAAUUACUUGCAACCCGUAAUUAAUGUGAUUUCCUGAGUACGCUUAAGUGUUUUUCUUGAAAAUGUCCACGAUGAUGUUGCAUGAACUUUCUUUAGCAAAUCACAUACAAGCACAACUUUAAAAUCACACGCUUCUAUGUC